This is a messenger RNA of Aspergillus pseudotamarii, 1816 nucleotides long. RefSeq lists its product as uncharacterized. NCBI's taxonomy places the organism in Eukaryota, Fungi, Ascomycota, Eurotiomycetes, Eurotiales, Aspergillaceae. The record is from RefSeq and is a predicted model, not a curated record. Bases 191 to 1207 code for a protein of 338 amino acids. The transcript has a single exon.
UUAUUUACCACAAACUGUCCGUUGAUGACCGAUCAGCUGCGUACAUACGAUAUGACGAAAGGAGCCCUAUCCCAUCCGUCUGUUGUUUUAUAGAGACUACAGAAAGACAGACUUCGAUGAGCACCGGUUGGAUUCUAUCAGAGAUCCACUGCCCGCCUAAGCGUUUUUUUAAAACAGGUCCAUCAGGCAGAUGAAUCAACUGUCACCACCGGGUCAGAACCGGUGUCACCUCGAAAAUCUACCCGUGGAGAUUAUUCAGGAGAUCUUCUUCCACUGCCUUGAAUUCAAUCUCCCGCGCGCCUCUCUGUGUAUCUCUAGGGUUCUUUCUGAUCCCACGAUCUACACUUGGCUUAUCCGACUCGCCUUCAGCAGCGCCAACGAGAGCUCAAAGAGUGGUUUCUUUACUCCAGACUUUCUACCGCCGCCUCUGAGCUUCUUCGCGCUCUCUGAACAUCAGCGAAGGGAUCUUCAAGAUGAAAUUCUUGCUUCUCGUUGGUGCACACUACCCUUGAUACGCAAAUGCCAAAGGGAGUACGUGGAACAUGCCAUUCGCCGUAAAUGUCGAGAUCUAGAUUUAGUCCCUGAUGAUCACUAUGCUCUAGCCAACAUCAACAGUCGCUUCAGUAACCUAGAAAGUUGCGACAAAGGCUGGGGAGGAUCCCGCAGUAAAGGCGAUUUGAUUCUGAAAGCUCGAGACCGAAACACCGACGUAGAGUACAAAGUCGCAGUAUGGUUUCAUUUCGGGGCGUUACAAGUCCGCAAGCCCAACAAGCUAGUCACCGACCUCGAUCUCUUUCGCCUUCCAUGCUGCUUGCCGGAGCUGCCGGCUUGCAUGCCAAACAAACUGCUCGGCCCACCUUGGACCGACACGAAGCUUGAAUUGCUCCAAUUGCUCUCUAUGGACGCGUACAUCGAUGCAGACGACAGCUUCACCCGUUCGCGGCGCAUCCUCCGCCAGGUCAUCCGGGACCGUGAUUUCCCGACCUUCCAGCGACUCGUCAACAUGCAUAUCCGCUGCCAGUGCUAUAAAUACCCUGUGCGCUGGCCUGUCUUCCCAACCCACUUCCAGGUAGCAUUGAAGUACGCGGACGAGCAUGACGAUCCAUUCAUCAAACUACUAGUCGAGCAACGAUGGGAUGAUAUCCCUGCAAAUCUGCUACAUCUCAAAGACCAAUUGAUGUCUAAAGCGGGGACGAGCCAUAUGUAAUAACGUCUUUAAUCAGCCUGCGCUUCUCUUAAGAAAUCCAUUGCUAUAAUACAGAGUUGGGGAAUAGAACUGAAAACACAAAAGCCGAUAGAAACCAAAGACGAAACAUCAAGCGUAUCCAUCGUAACUCAUAGCGCGCCGCGAUUCACAAUUUUAGAUUCUGGACCGCCGUGUUCGCGUUGUUCCUCUCCUCCUUCGUCCACAGUAACCGCAAGUCAGACAGGAGAUGAUCACAUCACAGAGUGUGACGACGCCGUCGAUGAUCGCUUUGCAGACCGCGCCGAUAGUAUUGACGAUACCCAUGAGACAGGCACCGAUGGCGUGGAAGACGCUUUGGAUCUGUGAUGUUACGUUAGAAUAUGUUUUCUGAUCAGACAAGAAUGAAGGGGAAAGAGGAGGGAAUCAUACACAGGACACAACAGCACCCAUCUUGAAAAGAUAUCAAUGGUUUAAGUCACUGGGUUGUUCUUGGUUUAAAUCAAACACUGAAUGAUGUCUUGGUAAAUCUGAAAUAGAGUCAUGUAUUGUGGUUUUCUUUCGUGGUAGAGUAUAAUGUAUUUGAAUUAUUCUGACCAUAGAAUCUCCCGAACCUAGAAUAGCACGAGAUAU